This is a messenger RNA of Pelobates cultripes (western spadefoot toad), 1122 nucleotides long. The record is from the annotation of a GenBank genome assembly. Lineage: Eukaryota; Metazoa; Chordata; Amphibia; Anura; Pelobatidae.
AUGGACAUCCGCAAAUUUUUUGCCAAAAGAAAAUUGGAUGAUCUUGAAUCUGAUAAGGAAGGAAGAGAAGAAUCUGGACAUGGUGAACAAGAAGCAGAACCAAGCACAAGCAGUUCUGCAGAUCCAGUUACAGCGCCAACAGAAUGUAGCAAUCUCGAUGCUCCCGUAAAUGAUAUCGGAUUGUAUAUGAAUUCAUACAAAAAGCUAACAGAUGAUCUGAAAUGCAAUCUGCUAGUAAUUCAUGCAUACACACCGCCAGAAAAUUAUGACUUUAAAAAGGAUUCUAGUGGACCACGCUGUUUCCGUUGAGUGUGGUUAAGUCAAUAUUCACCAUGGCUUAGCUACUCUCCACAACUAAAAGGUGCAAUUUGCAAAUAUUGCACAGUUUUUCCUCAGCCAGUACAUCGUGGGACACAAGGAGCUUUCAUAACGACACCUUUCACCAAAUAUAAAGAUUUGCAUGAAAGUGCACGCAACCAUAUCUCAACAUCAUGGCAUAAAAAUGCCCAUGCGGAUGCAAAUCAAUUUCUGGAGAACAGAAAGAAACCGGAAACAAGUAUUGUUUGCCAAAUAGAUAGCGCUGUGAAGCGUCAUGUUGAAGAAAAUCGAAUAAAGUUAUUUCCAAUUCUGUCUACUAUCAUAUUUUAUGGCAAUCAUGACAUAGCUUUGUGUGGGAAAAAAAGUACAAGCGGAAAUGUUCAAAGUCUUUACCAAUUUCGCAUUGAAGCAGGAGAUGUAGUCCUAAAGAACCAUCUGGAGAAUGCGCCAAUUAACACACGCUACACAUCAGUUCGAGUUGAAAAUGAAUUGAUUGCCUUGUGCGAGGAAACUUUAAGAGAGGAUCUGGUUAACUUAGUCAAUAGGUCAAAUGGUUUUUCAGUCAUUGCUGAUGAAAGUGCUGACAUAUCUGGAAAAGAACAGAUGUCAAUUGGAGUACGUUUUGUAGACACAAGUAGCACCGUAGGGGUCAUCAAAGAAGAAUUCCUUGGAUUUGCAACCUUAAAAGAAAUGAAUGCUACCUCAAUUGCAAAUAUGAUUAUGGACUCCUGUUCUAAAUUUGGAUUAAACUUGGAAAAACUCCAUGGCCAAGGAUAUGAUGGAUGCUCACUGUGCUGCACAUAA